Penicillium diatomitis is the source of this 849-nucleotide messenger RNA. RefSeq names its product GTP-binding protein rhoC. Gene Ontology annotation, biological process: small GTPase-mediated signal transduction. Gene Ontology annotation, molecular function: GTPase activity; GTP binding. The record is from RefSeq and is a predicted model, not a curated record. Lineage: Eukaryota; Fungi; Ascomycota; Eurotiomycetes; Eurotiales; Aspergillaceae. Bases 1 to 849 code for a protein of 282 amino acids. The transcript is spliced from 3 exons.
AUGAGCCAGGCGUAUGAAGACCAAUUUUAUGCCGCCUCGCGACGUCGGUCGGUGGCCACACCACCUCCAAGCUUAACCCCAAGACACAACCGCGCUCGAUCCCAAAGUGUGCGAGUCAGCAACGGAACCGCCAGCACGCAUACCAGCUUCUCCAGUGCACAAAUGUCCGAAGCCACCAAUAUCACACAACCACCUUCCUACUCCAAGAAAUUUGUCGUGGUAGGGGACGGAGGAUGUGGCAAGACCUGCUUGUUGAUUAGUUAUUCGCAAGGCUACUUUCCAGAGAAAUACGUUCCAACAGUAUUCGAAAACUACAUCACACAAACCACUCACCGUGCUUCGGGCAAGACAGUUGAGCUCGCUCUGUGGGAUACGGCCGGCCAGGAGGAAUAUGACCGUCUGCGGCCACUGUCCUACCCUGAGACCGAUCUACUGUUUGUCUGUUUUGCCAUCGAUUGCCCCGCGUCCCUUGAGAACGUUGUCGACAAGUGGUAUCCCGAGGUCCUGCAUUUUUGCCCUACGACUCCCAUCAUUUUGGUUGGCUUAAAAUCAGAUCUUCGCAAUAAACGCACUUGCAUUGAGCUCUUGAAGACCCAGGGGUUGACUCCCAUCACACCCGAGCAAGGACGGGGAGUCGCGCAGCGCAUGGGCGCCACGUAUGCGGAGUGCAGCAGUAAGGAGAUGCGAGGUGUUGACGAGGUCUUUGCAAAGGCAGUUGACACCGUGGUGGCCAUCGAGGAAGAUGACUACGUGACUCAGCCCACGAGUAACCGCAACAGCAGCAAGCCAUCCGGGGGUGGAGUGCGGCCAGGGAAGAAAGUCAAGAAGCGCAGCUGCAGCAUUCUUUAA